AUGCAGCGCCAUGAGCUUGUGCUGAAGGUGUACUGGCAGGACGAGAUCCGCCGCCUGCCUGUGCCAAACCCAGACGAGUCCUUGGAUGAUAUGACACGUCGUAUUCGCCGCGUCUUCAACAUUUCGUUCAGCGACGACAUUGCCAUGACCUAUUGCGACGACGGCCACCUGUCGCGGGUGGUGGAGGAGCUGGCCCCACUCGCACAGCAGCUGAGUGAAUCGCUUCGUCUCGUCAACGAAUGCGUCAAGCAGCUGCAGCAACAGGCGAAAGCGGGCGAGCUUCCAACACCGCGCCCACAGCCAUCGUCGCAAGCUCAGCAAGCACCUCAGCCCACGCCACCCAAGCAACAGCAACAGCAACAGCCGCAGCAGCCUCAACAGCAACAACAACAGCAACAGCAGCAACAGCAGCCGCCACAGCGUCAUGCGGAAGAUUUUGACCCGCUGCGCUCGCAAUCUUCCCAAGCCCCAAUGCAGCAACGGCCGGGUCAGCCACAACAACAGCCACGCCCACAGCCGCCACAACAGCAGCCACCACAGCAACAGCAACCCCCUCGCUCCUCCAUGCAGUCCGCACCGCCCUACUCGCAGUCGCAGCCGCCACAGUACGGCCAACCCCAGCCCCCACAACAUCAUCAGCAGCAGCAGCAGCAGAUGCCACAGCAGGCAUAUGCCUAUGCCCAGCCCAUGCCACAAGGACAGCAGCCUCCCAUGAGCCAGGCCACGUUCUCUGAGUUUUCCAUGCCGCCGCGCUCGCAGCCAUAUGGGCCGUACAGCAACAUGCCGCCAGGCACCGGCCGCCCUUGAAGCAGAUGCGCGUGGACAACAGCAGCAGCGACUGCUGAUUAAGUGCAUCCUCCUCCCCGCAGACAUAGUGCCUUCCCCUCCCCCAACAGACACGCACACACACACAUACAUGCACACAGAUGCAUACACAUGCCACUGCUUUGCCGUUACGUUCAAUGACACAAGCAACUAUGGAUUUGUAAUGGCGGGUAUCAACACAACAAACACGCAUACACACGCAUACACACUGCACGCAUCUGUGCACGCAGUGCAAACAACAGCAGGUUGCGUAACGGCACCACAAAGCGGUGGAAAUGAAUGAACUCGAAAGAAGAAUGCGCGUGGCGCUCAAAACAUUACAUCGUCAUCAUCGCCACACAAGUAACACGUCUUCAGCUAAACCCUA
Molecule: messenger RNA, 1192 nt
Organism: Salpingoeca rosetta
Lineage: Eukaryota; Choanoflagellata; Craspedida; Salpingoecidae
Exons: 4
Coding region: 1-807 (268 amino acids)
Source: RefSeq, a predicted model, not a curated record